Phragmites australis (common reed) is the source of this 1548-nucleotide messenger RNA. Its product is annotated as ninja-family protein MODD-like. Gene Ontology annotation, biological process: signal transduction; negative regulation of DNA-templated transcription. NCBI's taxonomy places the organism in Eukaryota, Viridiplantae, Streptophyta, Magnoliopsida, Poales, Poaceae. Bases 198 to 1364 code for a protein of 388 amino acids. The record is from RefSeq and is a predicted model, not a curated record. Gene Ontology annotation, cellular component: nucleus. The transcript is spliced from 4 exons.
CCAAAAGCAAAACCAAGAGGCCAAAAAAGAGCAAACAAUUUUGCAGCGAAGCGCCUCCUCCGCGAGAGGCGAGGAGAAGCUGCGCGUCGCGUCACCAAUGGCGGCCUCCUCCCUCCCCCUCCUCCUCCGCCGCUCCCCCCGGGCAAUCCACGCUCUUCUUGGAUGCAGGGGCUUCCUGUAACAAGCUCGCGCGCGCGAUGGAGGGCUAUUCGAGGGACCUGCUGUGCGGGAUCGGCAGGGGAGACGCGCCGCCACGGGAGCAGAGGUCGAGGCCGCCGCGUGUGGAGAUGGAGGUGGAGCUCAGUCUCGGGCUGUCGCUCGGCGGCCGGUUCGGGCUGGAGAGGAGGGGGGAGAAGCUCUCCCGCUCGUCGUCCGUGGCGGCCAUCUUGAUGCCGCCGGAGGCGGUGCCGCCCGUGCUAGCGAGGACGAGCUCGCUGCCGGCCAAGGCAGAGGCGGCGGAGGUGGGGAAGAAGCUGGGGCUGAACGGCUGGGGUUCUUUCCGUGAGAACUGUGGCCUCGGCGUGCAGGCUCCGGUGAGGCUGACGGCGAGCGGGAGCCAGUCCUCGGGCUCGUCGGACGGCGAAGGGCAGAGAUUGCAAGUGAAUAUUGCAGACCCCCUCAUGAGGACUACUUCACUCCCUGCUGGCAUUGACGAUGAGUGUAGGAAGAGAAAGGCGGCCCAGAGUCUGAAGAGGCUCGAAUUGAAGAAGAAGAGGAUCGAGAGGAGGAACUGUCUCACUUCCAACAUGUCAAAAGAAGCAGCUGGGCAAAUUCUAGAAGAGAUGAAUGCAAGCACCGAGAAAUUGGAGAGUUGUGUUGAAGUUGUUACAAGGAAUAAGCAGAAUAUGAAUAGGCUUUCUCCGAUGCAUCAGGCUACAUUUACAUCACGAGAUUGCAGUUUGUCAGCAAUGCGAAAGAAGCCGAAUUCAGCCUUCAAAGGAACGGCUGGUGCUGAGGAGCACUGCCCAUCAUCAGCUGUUCCACCCCCCAGUGAGGUUGCAAAUGGCGCAACAGCAGCAACCCUAUCAUUUUCAUCUUCGGCUGCCAGAGCAGCGGGCCUUGGUUCCAGUGGAGAUCAACAACAUAUUUCAGGCAGAGUUGCAGCAAGGGCUAAGAGCAUGGGGGAUGCGGAGAGGAUCAUGAUGCAGGAGAUGCCAUCCGUAUCCACCAAGGGACUCCCCAACGGCAACAGGGUGGAAGGCUUCCUCUACAAGUACAGGAAAGGCGAGGAAGUGAGGAUCGUCUGUGUGUGCCAUGGUAGCUUCCUGACGCCAGCAGAGUUCGUGAAGCAUGCAGGAGGUGGCGAUGUUGCCAACCCGCUGAGGCACAUUGUCGUCAACCCUAUCCCGCUAUCGUUCCAUUGAACCUUCGCCAACGGACCUUGCAAGUGUUAUGUAGCAUCAGCCUUCAGCUUAGCUUCAGAGUAGAAUCUCAUCGUCAGAUAGUAUCUGUGGUACAGUGCUUAUUACUCUGAAGAAAUUGUUGGGACAUUGCUCUCAGUUCUUCCAACAUCUUGAUAGUAACAUGACCACUUUAUCAUUGCUGAUU